AUGCCAUUUACCUGUGGAGUUGGAGCACAAGGCGAUGUGGGCUCUAAAAACUGCAAAUUUGGAUCUAAAACCGGAGGUGAAGCCCGGUUCCUUCAGAUUCACGAAUUGGAAGAGCUACGACAACACGCCUAUGAAAACUCCGUGUUAUACAAAGAGCGCACCAAGAGAUUGCAUGAUAAACGCUUGAAGGACCAUAAACAAUUCCAAGCGGGAGAUCUUGUUUUACUCUACAACUCGAGGUUGCGUCUAUUUCCUGGGAAGUUGCAUUCGCGUUGGACGGGUCCGUAUACGGUAAAGGAGGUAUUUCCUUAUGGGACCAUCAUGAUUGAGAAUGCUGACGGAGUAAUUUUCAAGGUAAAUGGUCAUCGCUUAAAGCUCUAUGUUGUCGGGCCGAUCGAGUCGGCGGUGGAGGUUAUCGAACUCCUCGCCCCGCACACAUUAUAA
Helianthus annuus (common sunflower) is the source of this 444-nucleotide messenger RNA. RefSeq lists its product as uncharacterized. The record is from RefSeq and is a predicted model, not a curated record. The coding region runs from base 1 to 444 and encodes 147 amino acids. Lineage: Eukaryota; Viridiplantae; Streptophyta; Magnoliopsida; Asterales; Asteraceae. The transcript has a single exon.